GAGGUCAUGCAGUGAUGCACCAUAUGCCUGGUGUCGAUCAAUCCCUGUUGGGGGAGCUUUCAUUUAUCUGGACAUGUCGUUCCCUCAACCUCCUUCCAACGUUCUGGCGUACAGCGUACUCUGCUGUCAUCCAUCAUUCCAUCAACUUCCAGGAAUCUGGCACGGGCAUAUUAAUGCCGCCAUUCAUUUUGUCACUGCUUGUAUCCUUUCUGCUGUGAUUAUUUUACUCGGUUCUGUUACGCCCUCUGUAGAGUUGGGCGUGAAUCUUUCGCUAUGCUCUGCCUUCGCAGAACUUUCGUCUUCCCUGCCACCUUCCUUCUUGUCUUUUUAUAUUGCUUCUACAGCAGCUUACCCCGUGGUGUAGAACUGGGUGAUGAUGACAGUUGGGAAUUUGUCUCGGAAUUUGCACAGGAUCCAGCUCCUGUACCUGUCUCACAAAAUGUUAACAAUAGGAUCCAUUGGGCAAAACAUCCGCAAAUAAAUCCCGUUCAGUCCUUCAUUCCUCUUCCCACAGGCCCUACAAAACCCAUACCACGAGUGCAGCACCAGUUUGGUUCUGAAUCAUGGUUCCAGAAAAAGGAACGAGUGAUGAAGCAAAAUGAGGUUAAGAGGGUGUUCUGGCAUGCGUGGAAAGGAUAUAAGCUCCAUGCAUGGCUGCGCGAUGAGCUGUCCCCACUCAGUGGUUCUUACAGAGAUGCCUUUGGCGGCUGGGCCGCCAGUUUGGUCGAUGCUCUAGACACUCUGGUCAUCAUGGAUAUGUACGACGAAUUCGAGAGAGCAUUGGAGCAGCUCGAUCGCAUUGACUUUACAACAACGGAAGCGAGCGAAAUCAACGUAUUUGAGACGACAAUCCGAUAUGUUGGAGGAUUCCUGGGCGCCUAUGACUUGACUGAUGGCAAGUACCCGAUCCUGUUGAGGAAGGCGACAGAGGUGGCAGAUAUGCUAUAUGACGCAUUUGAUACACCAAACAGAAUGCCACAAUCCCGGUGGCAAUGGACGAGAUCUGCUGAAGGCUUGGUAAUCCUGCCUGCACAAAAUACUAUACUUGCGGAGCUGGGUUCCCUAAACCUGGAAUUUACCCGUCUGUCCCAACUGACCGGAGACCCUAAAUACUUCGACGCCAUCCAAAGGAUUACGGAUUUCCUUGAUGAGACACAGAAUGCAACUAAACUGCCAGGCCUGUGGCCCGUCACGGUAGAUGCAUUGGAAAAGAAGUUCCCUGACGAUCGGUUCACAGUCGGCGGCAUGGCCGACUCCACGUACGAGUAUCUUCCCAAGGAGCAUAUGCUUUUGGGCGGUCGAACAGACCAGUACCAUAAAAUGUAUGCUACUGCUAUAAACGCAAUCAGGGGCCAUCUACUUUUCCGCGCAAUGACAAAGGACGGCAGCGACGUUCUGUUUGCCGGCGAUGCUCGAGGAGGAGGUCGAACAAGGCUCGAAUACCAGGCUGAGCAUCUCAAAUGCUACCUCGGAGGUACAGUCGGCGUAGGGGCUAAGAUAUUUGAACAGCCUGAUGAACUAUCCAUCGCGCGAAAGCUAGUCGAUGGGUGCAUUUGGGCGUAUGACUUGAUGCCCACGGGGAUCAUGCCUGAGAUUUUCUAUGUCAGCGCUUGCAGAGACGUGGAAAAAUGCGAGUGGGAUGAGGACAAGUGGUACAAGGAAGUCCAUAGUCGUGUGACCAGAGGCCGCCCCUCUGAAGACCCUAUUGCCAACGGGAAAUCCAUUGUCGCAGAGCAGGGGCUUCAGCCAGGGUUAAUUGGUAUUGGCGAUGCCCAAUAUCUCCUCAGGCCCGAAGCUAUUGAAUCCGUUUUCAUCAUGUACCGGAUAACCGGGGACAAGAAACUGCAGAACGCUGCAUGGCGCAUGUUCCAGAAUAUUGUCAGGUUGACAACAACAAAGUAUGCCAAUGCGGCGAUCAGUGACGUUCGGAACCGGGAGCCACGGAAAUUGGAUUAUAUGGAAAGCUUCUGGUUUGCAGAGACAUUGAAAUAUUUCUACCUCAUUUUUUCUGAACCAGACCUAGUCAGUUUGGAUGAAUAUGUCUUAAAUACUGAAGCACACCCCUUCAAACGACCAUCCCCCUCAUCGUCGUGAGUCUGGAUCUGCAUACUUGGUUGUCUCAGAAGCAAUGUUCUAGUGUCUCUAUGUAAUAAUGCAUGAACGCCGGAUGUUCAUUUUCUUCAAUUCCGAAUGAUCUUGAAGACCCAUUUUGGAGGAAACGCGGGAUAGAUGCAUUAUGCUUUGUUCUGCAUUAAUUUACUGCUUCCACAUGGCAAUUUUUGGCCUUGGUGGCAGCCUCGGAGGCGUUUCCGGUCUCAGGCGCUCCAUCAAUCAAUCCCAUUUUGAUUUAUCAGGCACAGUGAUCAAUACAAGAGCGCCAUAAUCGUCAUAGCGACCCUUGUCUUAGCCUUGAACCUG
Messenger RNA from Monascus purpureus, 2418 nucleotides. The record is from the annotation of a GenBank genome assembly. NCBI's taxonomy places the organism in Eukaryota, Fungi, Ascomycota, Eurotiomycetes, Eurotiales, Aspergillaceae.